CACUUAUGAGUAACAUUGCCAUGACCAGUCAGAGAGGCGCCUUCAUCGUCUUUGAGGGUCUUGACAGAUCUGGAAAGUCCACUCAGGUUGGAGCGGUAGUGGCGCGAUUACAACGGGAGGGUCGUAAGGUCAGACUGCAAAAGUUUCCAGACCGGACCACUCGUAUAGGCGGUAUGAUCGAUGCAUAUCUGCAGAGUAAAUCAGAGCUCGAUGACCAUUCGAUCCAUCUACUCUUCAGUGCCAAUCGAUGGGAAUGUGCGAAUGCCAUCGAGAGGGAUGUCUCAUCUGGCACCAUUGUCAUCGCAGAUCGGUAUGCCUUUUCUGGGAUCGCCUUUUCAGCUGCAAAAGGUCUUUCAUUCCAAUAUUGCUUAAACCCCGACACGGGCCUUCCCUUACCGGAUCGGACAGUCUAUCUCACUCUUUCGCCCGAGGUAGCUGCAUCAAGAGGUGCAUACGGAGAGGAGAGAUAUGAGACGCUGGAGAUGCAGAAGCGGGUACGAGAGCAAUUCACUCUGGUAGCUGAGGAGACAAGGCGGAGACACGGCGAUGAUCGGUGGGCUGAGAUCAACGCCGAUGGGACGGUGGAAGAGGUUGAAGCGCUCAUCUGGGAGAACAUCCAGCCGGUCAUCAUGGAGCCCCUCCAAUGCCUUGGAAAGUUAUGGACAUGAAUAUGUAUCAUGAACAC
Messenger RNA from Tremella mesenterica DSM 1558, 685 nucleotides. RefSeq lists its product as uncharacterized. Gene Ontology annotation, biological process: dTDP biosynthetic process; dUDP biosynthetic process; dTTP biosynthetic process. The transcript has 4 exons. Gene Ontology annotation, cellular component: nucleus; cytosol; cytoplasm. The record is from RefSeq and is a predicted model, not a curated record. Gene Ontology annotation, molecular function: dTMP kinase activity; ATP binding. Lineage: Eukaryota; Fungi; Basidiomycota; Tremellomycetes; Tremellales; Tremellaceae. Bases 6 to 668 code for a protein of 220 amino acids.